Paramecium sonneborni is the source of this 815-nucleotide messenger RNA. The record is from the annotation of a GenBank genome assembly. Lineage: Eukaryota; Ciliophora; Oligohymenophorea; Peniculida; Parameciidae.
CUUUUUCAAUUUUAAUAAAUCAAUAGAAUUUCUAUAUGAACAGAAACUUUAUACUGGAGCAAAUCGUUGAAUAAAAGGAGCUUGUUUAAAUGGUAGAAACUUUGACAUCAUGGAUUUAUAGAGUAUUAAAUAUACCUAUAUUUAAAUAAGUUGUGUGAAUCAAAUAAUUUAAGAUUGAAGACCACAGAGCUAGCAGCAUAGUUAAUUUAAAUAUGUUUUACUUAAAAUUGUUGCAAUUUAUAAAACAUUUAACUUAUUGCCAUAACCUCAUUAUUCAUUUCUGUAAAGGUUUUUUAUACAUAAAAAUAUUUAGUAUAACGAAAGCCAAAGCUUUAUUUAGUUUAAUUUGCAAGAUUGUAUUCUUUUAGGAAAUAGUAUUUACUAGGAGAAAGACUUUCUUGAAAUGGAAUUGUAAAUUUUGAAUCUUGUCAAAUUUGAUGUAAAUCUCUCUACUAUUUCUGACUUUCUUUAAGAAGAAUAAACAAAAUAUAUUGAUUUAGUAUUAUUUGUAACAUUGGACUCAGAAUUUUGGUCUUUCUCAAAAUUCGAUUUAUUUGAGGCCAUUUUAUAAUUUAAUAAUCAUCAUAAACAGGGUUAAAAUGAGACAACAAAUAAAGUAUGUUAUUCUUAUUAUAUAGAUCAUAAAUUUAAUUCAAACCAAAGUCAAUUUGUUAACUGCUAAAGAAAAUGACUAAAAAAAUAACUUUGAGUGUAAAACCAAAAGUAUUCAAAAAUGGAAAUUUAAAAGUAAAAAUAAUUCCAAAAACCGUAAUUUAAAAAGUCUUAACAAAAAAAAAAACAAUUUCCAAAUGUGA